CAGGAGGAGGGUUCGCUUCCCUCCGUCGGUCCGUCCGAGGGAGGAAGCUGCGGCGCUUCUCCUCCAGUCCCGCUGGGCAGUGGAUGGGGAGAUGCGGCUCCUAGCCUUGGCCCUGGCGUUCCUGGCGGCUCGGGCUCCGGUCCCGGAUGUUUGUGAAGCCCUCAAUGUAACAGUCUCACCAGGACCAAUUGUCCAAUAUGCAGAGGGAGAAAAUGCAACCCUUUUUUGUCAUGUUUCUCAGAAAAGAAGGAAGGACAAUUUACUGGCCAUUCGUUGGCUCUUUGCACUAUCUCCAUCACAGGAGAAGCUAAUGAUUAAAAUGACGAGACUGAGGAUGGUUCAGUACUAUGGAAAUUAUAGUCGCAGUUUCAACCGUCAAAGACUCCGCCUCCUAGAAGAAAAGUAUGGGAGACUAUACAGCCUCUCUGUUUUAAACCUUCAACCAGCAGAUCAAGGGAGGUACAUAUGCAAAGUCCACGAAGUUGGAAAGCACAGGAGUAAGUGGACCACUUGGUCAAAUGGUACGGCAGCUACAGAAAUCAGAGUGAUUUCUCUCAAAGCAUCAGAUGAUUCCACUUUUGAGAAAAAGAAAGAGACCUGGGCAUUUUUUGAAGAUCUCUACAUGUAUGCUGUCCUUGUAUGCUGCAUCGGGAUCCUCAGCGUCCUUCUCUUCACGCUGAUCAUUCUCUGCCAGUCUCUGCUUAACAAGAGGAAAUCCAGAGUGAAACAUUAUUUGGUGAAAUGCCCCCAGAACAGCUCAGGAGAGACAGUCACCAGUGUGACAAGCUUGUCACCUCUCCAACCAAAAAAGAUCAAGAAGAGGAAAGAGAAGCCUGAUGUCCCUCCUGCAGUUCCUGCCAAAGCUCCGAUAGCUAAUGCAUUCCACAAACCAAAGUUGCUGAAACCACAAAGAAAAGUUAUCCUGGCAACUUCCCUGUACAAACAAGAUUCCCUAGAGAUACACCAUAUGCAGCCAAAAAUCACGGAGGAAAGCUUAACAUAUGCUGAACUGGAGCUGAUUAAACCCCACCAGGCAUCCAAGGGCCUCCCCACCAGCACCGUCUAUGCCCAGAUCCUCUUUGAGGAGAACAAACUGUAAACCUGCCUCCCAGCAUCGGCCUUCCAGGGCUUUUCUCAAUGUCCUAUUUAAUACUCAUCAGGCCCAUUAUUUAUGAAACCUCAGAAACAAAGUCCUUAUUUUUUUUAUUUUUUGCUUUUACACUUCUGUGUUGUGGUAGGGCCUUUUCCCCAGGAGCUUCUCCAUUCCUUAAAGGAGGCACAGAAUUUGUUCCUGACAAAGCGACAGGAGCCCCAGUCCUCAGGCUCCUCUGGGAAUGCAUGGCAGAUUUGUCAAUUUUCUUCUUCCUUCCUUCCUUCCUUCCUUCCUUCCUUCCUUCCUUCCUUCCUUCCUUCCUUCCUUCCUUCCUUCCUUCUUCUUUCCUUCCUUCCUUCUUUCUUUUUUCCUUCCUUCCUUCCUUCCUUCCUUCCUUCCUUCCUUCCUUCCUUCCUUCCUUCCUUCCUUCCUUCCUUCCUUUUUUUUCCUUUCUUUCCCUUUUCUGGGCUUCCACACCUUAUGUGACUUACUUCUCAAACUCUGGGAGCAACAGAGAAGAUACUUCUGCUGAGCCAGACCCCCUGAAUUCUUCCUCUUUCACAGGACUUUGUUUUAAACCUAGAGAAUGUAUUUUUUACUCUUCCUGUACUGAUGUUAUCAAACCUAUAACAUAUAGCUAGAGGAAAUGCUAUUAUAGAGCAAAGUGUAUGAUGGUAGCUAUGUCAUAAUUGGUUUUCAAAGGACCAGAAUCACAUGGAUAGAACACCUAGAAGUUAAAAAUCUGUUUUGUAAGCAUCUUUUUGUUUUGACUGCUUACUAAUUAAUUACAAGACCACAAGGACUCUAGUGGAUAAACCCCUGGGCUGGGGUAGGUUUCAUUCCCAAACUGACUGUGAACUUUGGCUUUUCUUGGUGCUUCCAUUUUUCUGUACACAGAAUGGAGAUGAAGUGGCAUGUUAUAGCAGAUAGAAAGCAGGUUUUGGAGUCAGGAAGAUCUGAAUUCAAGUCUUCAUCAGAUGUGUACUAGCUAGCUUUGUGAUCUUGGGUGAAUCACUUUAACUUCUGAAUGCCCCCAGGUAACUCUCAAAGACUGUAAGUUACAGGGGAGUCACUGAUAUGCAUUGGUGGAGAUAAUUUUCAGACCUGGAGAUCCCUACACUGAUGGAAUCAUAGUUUUGGAUACUCCCUACCCUAAUCACAAUCCAUGAUAUUGUAAGGCCAAGUGAGAUAAUGUUGGCUGAGAAAGUCCAUGUGAGUAUACAGUGAUUAUUUAUUAGCUAUAACCCCCAACAUAAGUCAUCACUGCCAUUUUCUCUGACACUUUGGGGCACUUUUCCCUUUGUAGCUGUGGAGCACAGUCAACAUUGAUUGGUGAUAUAAACUGAAAUACUGUAUUAUGUAAAGUUCCUCUGACCAUCUCCCCUAAUCAAAAGGACAAGAUGUUGGACCCCCACCCCCAGCCUAGCUGUCUUAGAGAAUAUUUCAUCGAGUGCUAAAGGGAUAUCUGGACCUGACACAGAGGUCCCUCUUUGCACAGAACGAAGAACAUGGACCUGUGACUUGCCAAUCAGAUGCAAGAUUUACACAGGAAAAGGAUCCCUUUGCAUAAACUGAAUUCCUAAUGUGAUCUUUUUCUGAAGCUUUUGUUUGUGGUGAGGGAUUGUUCAAAGAACAUCGUGCAAGUUUGGGGGUGGGGGCUACGUCAUGGAACAUGUAUAUAAUGUAAAUAAUAUAUUUUAA
Messenger RNA from Dromiciops gliroides (monito del monte), 2794 nucleotides. RefSeq names its product V-set and transmembrane domain containing 4 (gene VSTM4). The coding region runs from base 92 to 1099 and encodes 335 amino acids. The record is from RefSeq and is a predicted model, not a curated record. NCBI's taxonomy places the organism in Eukaryota, Metazoa, Chordata, Mammalia, Microbiotheria, Microbiotheriidae. The transcript has 9 exons.